Hermetia illucens (black soldier fly) is the source of this 3187-nucleotide messenger RNA. It is a transcript of the gene AlaRS-m, whose product is annotated as alanine--tRNA ligase, mitochondrial. Gene Ontology annotation, cellular component: cytoplasm; mitochondrion. Gene Ontology annotation, biological process: alanyl-tRNA aminoacylation; tRNA modification. The record is from RefSeq and is a predicted model, not a curated record. The coding region runs from base 101 to 3124 and encodes 1007 amino acids. The transcript has 12 exons. NCBI's taxonomy places the organism in Eukaryota, Metazoa, Arthropoda, Insecta, Diptera, Stratiomyidae. Gene Ontology annotation, molecular function: aminoacyl-tRNA deacylase activity; ATP binding; nucleic acid binding.
GGUUUUGACUGGAGGCCGGCACUUUGCAACCAACAGGACCGCCUAACCUAGGGGUUACCUUUGUUUGAACCUAGUUGUGUUUGAUCGGUAGGAAGUGGAAAUGAUUUACCGUGGUGUGCAUAAAUAUGCCCGCCGCAUGUAUUCAGCGAGUUUGCGGAAGUCUCCAAGUUCAAGUGAGAUCCGAAAGAUGUUUGUAGAUUAUUUCAUUGAGGAGCACGGUCAUACAUUCGUGAGGUCCAGCCCCGUGGUGCCUUUCUGUGAUCCUACUGUGGCCUUUGUAAAUGCAGGAAUGAAUCAGUUCAAAUCAAUAUUUCUGGGAAAAGAGCAGCCCAUGGCCCGACGUGUAGUUAAUUCGCAAAAGUGUAUUCGGGUCGGAGGGAAACAUAACGACUUAUCGGUCGUUGGAAAAGACGGUUACCACCACACCUUUUUCGAAAUGCUUGGGAAUUGGUCCUUCGGCGACUACUUCAAGAAAGAAGCCUGCGAAAUGGCAUGGAAUUUAUUAAGGGGCCCAUUUGGUAUAGAUACGUCUCGUUUAUAUGUUACAUAUUUUGGUGGAGAUGAAGGGCUUAGCUUACCAGCUGAUAUUGAAUGUCGUGAAAUUUGGAGGAGUUUAGGGGUGCCCGAUGAUAGAAUUUUGGCGUUUGGAAGCAGAGAUAAUUUCUGGGAAAUGGGUACUACUGGCCCUUGUGGUCCUUGUACCGAAAUACAUAUUGAUCACUUGCCUAAUUCAAACCCAAGUAUUAGAUCGAAACUUGUGAACGCUGGUUCGCCUGAUUUAACAGAGUUAUGGAAUUUGGUUUUCAUUCAAUACAACAGAAAGGAUGGUGGAAGUAUUGAAACCCUUCCUGAGAAACAUAUUGAUACCGGAAUGGGAAUGGAAAGAUUGGUAGCUAUCCUACAAGGUAAAUCAACCAAUUAUGACACAGAUUUAUUUCUACCAAUUUUUGAUACUAUACAAAAGAUUUCAAACGCGCCAAGUUACGGUUACGAGUUUGAGCCCAGCAGCGAAAAAUACGCUCUAGAUACCGCCUAUCGAACACUAGCAGAUCACUCGCGUAUGAUAACAGCUUGCCUAGCGGACGGAAUGCUUCCUGACCAAAAUCACAAAUUACGCCGAAUUAUAAGGAAAUCGAUGCUACUUUCAAAUAAUGUUUUUCAACGGAACAAUUUGCUCCACGAAAUAAUUCCAAAAGUAUCGGAAAUUUUGGGUCCUACAUAUCCGGAAAUGCAAACGAAGCUGCCUAAUGUGUUAGAAAUCUUAUCGCAUGAGCAAGAAAUUUUCACAGCUUUGAGACGAAACUGCAAUGCCAACAUCAAAGAGAUAAUAUCCGCGAACAAGCACUUGGAAGAGGUUGAUCUUUUUGAUUCACCUGGCUUUGUACCGGCAUACAAAGAGCUACAAACUUUGAAAACUCAUUUCACCAAAAACGUAAUGCCAGGUGACUUUGUAUUCAAACUAAAAGAUACAUAUGGAUUAGACGAAGAAUCAAUUGAGAAGCUAGCCGAGGUGGAAGGCUUGCAAAUCGAUAAAGUGGGAUAUUUGAAGGAAUUAGCGAAAGCGAAAGAUCGAUCGAAAGACUCUUUUUCUGAUGCCAAAAUAAUAGAUAAAGCAUCUCAAGAAAUUUCCAACUACACUGCCGGUUUGAAAAAUACUGAGAACUUCUACAAAUACAAUUACAUGUAUAAUACGAGUACAAAGCUCUAUCAAGUGCCAACUAUUAAAACAAAAAUUUUGAGGAUCUUACAGAAUGGAAAUGCAGAACAGUCAGUUCGGUUGAAUUCCGACAACCCCGUGACUAUUAUUACUGAGAAAAGUAAUUUUUAUCACGAAUCCGGCGGACAGCAAAGCGAUCACGGUACAAUUGUUGCAUAUGUAGGCAAUUCCAAACUUCAAUUUGAUGUAAAAGAAGUGAGUUGUAGUAACGGCUGCAUAUUACACUCGGGGAACUUUACAAAUAGCGAUACUAAAGAUAUAACUUUAAGUGUAAAUGAUGAAGUUGAACUGAAUGUUGACCAAAAUCGGAGAACUAGGAAUAUUAUACAUCAUACUGCAACUCAUUUACUCAAUGCCAGCGUUCGUCAUGUGAUCAAAGGAGUUAUAUAUCAGCUGUCAAGUAGUGUAACAUCUGACUGUUUGAAGUUGGAGCUGGCCAUAUUAGGAAAGAAAGUAGAGAAUGAGCUUCUGGAGAUUAUAGAAUCAUUAAUAAGACACGCGAUAAAGGUCAAUGCUCCAACUAGUGUAAAAAGAAUAUCCGCCCAGGAUGUACUUAAUACAAAAGAUAUCGUCAUGGUUCCCGGUGAAAUCUACCCUGAAACCGGGCUGCGACUACUAGCCCUAGAAGACCCCAUUACAGGUCUAUGCUCGAAGGAAUUGUGUUGCGGAACGCAUGCUUUAUCUACGGGCGAACUUCAGGACUUCUGCCUUACCAACAUUAAACAAACUGGCCGUUCUAAAUACGCAUUUACUGCAGUUGCCGGAGAUGCAGCUCUUCAUGCGCGUACGAAAAGCAAGGAAAUCGAAAGAUCAAUUGCUCAUUUCGAAGAACUAAUAAACAUUCAACAGAACAGAGCGGACACACUACAAGCACGUCUACAAAAAUUACGAAAUAAAAUAGUCACAAGUGAUUUAGAGCUGCCAUACUUAUCCAAAGUUCAGUACUUGGACCGAGUAAAUGUUCUCAUAAAGCAUUUAAAAGACGCAUCGAAAGUAACAUUGAAGGAAUUUGUGGAGAUUGAAAUGAAAAAUGUUCUUCAGGAACAUCCUGCUGAGAAAGUUCCUUUCGUUAUACAUUUUUUAAAGUGUUCUACUAUGAUGGAAGACGUGUCUUUACAAAAAGCAACGAAAUUGUGCCCUGACCGACCCGUUCUCGUUGUUUCGUUGACUAAUGGAAUGGUAAAAGCAAGGUGUUGUGUUCCACAGGAUAAACUGAGUCACUUCUCGGCACAAGAGUGGUUGGAAAAAUUCGCUACUGUCUUUAAUGGUCAGACAAUGCCACCGAAGGGACAAAAUCCCCGUGAAGUAUGUAACAUGAAAGCAAAGAAAGUACAUUCUCCAGUCUUUCAUGAAAAACUUGAAAUUGCCAUCGCAGAAGCGAAAAAAUACGCUUCAAAACAUCUGUGAUCAAAUAAGUUGUAGUUAUUUUAUUUAUUUUCCAAUUAGAAAUUAAAUUUCACUGGUUUUAAA